AUGAUCUUGGCACUUAUUUGCAAACCCCUUCCUAUCACCACAAAUAUAGGAAGACAUUUAUUCGUUGAAAUAUGGGUGACUAUCUAAACCUUCCAAAAUCUCCAACUCAAUCAUCAUCGCCGCCACCACCACCGCCACCUCCGCCAUCAACCAGAUCAAACAUGCCCAUGCUAUACUACGGUCUCGUGGUUGUAGCCACCGCUGCCAUCGUCCUUGCCAUCUACAACCUCAUAAUUGUACGGUGGUGCGCCAUACAAUACCGCCGCUCACGAGAUACUAAUCAUCACUUCGGCCCCCGGAGAAACGCUGCCACCCGAAACAAUAACAUAUCACUGCCACCGUCUUCCCUCUCCCGCGGCGGUUCCACCGUAGGUUUGACUGCGAGUUUCCGAUACAAAAAAGAAAUUGAGGGUACUAAUAUUAAAACCCAGUUGGAUUAUGACACCGAGUGCUCCGUUUGCUUAUCGGUUUUUGAAGACGGCGAAGAAGUCAGAAAGUUGCCGAGAUGUAACCACUCGUUUCAUGCUUCGUGUAUCGAUAUGUGGUUGUACUCUCACUCCGACUGCCCACUGUGUCGUAACUCGGUGGUAGAGCCACCGCUACAUGCACCGUCGCACCUACCUUUAACACCACAACACCGGCAUACAGACUCGGCUUUAUCGGAGCAUUCACGGGAUGGAUUAUUAGAUAGAGCGAGCUCCUCUGUCUCUGUGGUUGGCAUUCGUGGGGCCUUUUCUAAGAAGAUUCUACAAAUUCUUUGAAGGGCUUGCACGUAAUUUUACAAAUUUAUCUCAUUAGUUUAUAAUUUUUUUUUCGUAAAAUAUUGAUAUAUGUAACAACUUGGCGGAUUUUGAUUAAUAAACAUUUUUAUAAAAAGUUGAUUUUGUUUGA
Messenger RNA from Lactuca sativa (garden lettuce), 891 nucleotides. The record is from RefSeq and is a predicted model, not a curated record. Lineage: Eukaryota; Viridiplantae; Streptophyta; Magnoliopsida; Asterales; Asteraceae.